Molecule: messenger RNA, 684 nt
Organism: Closterium sp. Naga37s-1
Lineage: Eukaryota; Viridiplantae; Streptophyta; Zygnematophyceae; Desmidiales; Closteriaceae
Source: the annotation of a GenBank genome assembly
AGCGCGUUCGUCCCCGAGCCCGCUCCCCAUCUUCGCGUGAAGCUCGCGGAUUUCGGCCUCGCGCUGAGCAUCGGCCGCGACGGCCGCACGCGAGGCGCGGCAGGGUCGCCGUACUACAUGGCGCCAGAGGUGUUCACCGGCGAGUACGGCUGCUCGGCCGACGUGUGGUCGCUGGGCGUCGUGCUCCACGUGCUGCUGAGCGGCGGCGUGCCGUUCUGGGGCGACGACGAGGCGGCCACGAUCCGCAGCGUGUUGCACGGGCGGUUGGAUCUGGGGGAGGAGUCCGCGGCGUGGGCGGGAGUGUCGGCGGAGGCGCGCGGGCUGAUUCGGUGCAUGCUGGAGAGGGACCCGCGGCGACGCCCGUCCGCCAGCAAGGUGCUCUCGCACCCCUGGCUGCUGCUGCACGCCUUCGGCGGACGUAUCGUGCGGAAGGCUGUGCGCGGAGAGGCAGCACAAGCUGCCACCGCGCAGAGCACCGCGCGUUCCGCGCUGAAUGAGCAUGCGCGCGCCCAAGCAGCACAAGCAGAUCUCGUGGGGGCUCGGCGGGGUGGGAGCUUGAUGGAAGCGGAGCAAGGUGCAGCAUGCGCCACAGCCAGUGGAUCCGCUUCGCCUACCUGCGCUGUGCGUGCUGAGGGACGUGGGCAAGUCAGCCAUGGUGCAGCGCGCGUGCAGGCGUCAGCGUGA